Messenger RNA from Mesocricetus auratus (golden hamster), 3589 nucleotides. It is a transcript of the gene Prkar1a, whose product is annotated as protein kinase cAMP-dependent type I regulatory subunit alpha. Bases 359 to 1504 code for a protein of 381 amino acids. Gene Ontology annotation, molecular function: cAMP-dependent protein kinase regulator activity. Gene Ontology annotation, cellular component: cAMP-dependent protein kinase complex. The transcript is spliced from 11 exons. Gene Ontology annotation, biological process: regulation of protein phosphorylation. NCBI's taxonomy places the organism in Eukaryota, Metazoa, Chordata, Mammalia, Rodentia, Cricetidae. The record is from RefSeq and is a predicted model, not a curated record.
CUGUAGUCUUCCCAUCUCCCCACCCCGGCCAUUUCUGCGCCCGGUUUCCCCUCCCCUCCGCCGGCUCGUCUCCCUCCACCCCUCCCUCUCCCCUCGGUGAUUUCAGCCUGGCUCCGUUUCCCUUUGUCCCCUUCCCACUUCUCCUUUCCCGAUUUCCAACCCCCGUCCCCUCGCCGCCCACCCCGGCUUUCCCAGGCCUCCUGCUCAGCGUCUGAGGCCUCCGGCCCGGUGAGGGAUGAUGGGGGUCGUCCUUCUGCACCCAGUGGUCAUGACCGUGGCCGGAGGGAAGUGAAGGGCGCCUAGCUGUCCUCCCUCAUGAAAAUACGCGGCGCCUGUUAACCCCUGCAGCUCGAGAGCCAUGGCGUCUGGCAGUACUACCGCCAGUGAGGAAGAGAGGAGUCUCCGGGAAUGUGAGAUCUAUGUCCAGAAACACAACAUCCAGGCCCUGCUAAAGGACUCUAUUGUGCAGCUGUGCACCGCUCGACCCGAGAGACCCAUGGCAUUCCUUCGGGAAUACUUUGAGAGGCUGGAGAAGGAGGAGGCAAAACAGAUUCAGUGUCAACAGAAAAGCGGCGCUCGUACCGACUCCAGGGAGGACGAAAUCUCUCCUCCUCCUCCCAACCCAGUGGUGAAGGGCCGGAGGCGCCGCGGUGCUAUCAGUGCUGAAGUUUACACGGAGGAGGAUGCUGCGUCCUACGUUAGGAAGGUUAUACCCAAAGAUUAUAAGACAAUGGCUGCUUUAGCCAAAGCCAUCGAAAAGAAUGUGCUGUUUUCACACCUUGAUGAUAAUGAAAGAAGUGACAUUUUUGAUGCCAUGUUCCCAGUCUCCUUUAUUGCUGGAGAGACGGUUAUUCAGCAAGGUGAUGAAGGGGAUAACUUCUACGUGAUUGAUCAAGGAGAAAUGGAUGUUUAUGUCAAUAAUGAAUGGGCAACCAGUGUUGGGGAAGGAGGGAGCUUUGGAGAGCUGGCUUUGAUUUAUGGAACACCUAGAGCAGCCACUGUUAAAGCGAAGACAAAUGUGAAGCUGUGGGGCAUCGACCGAGACAGCUACCGGAGAAUCCUCAUGGGAAGCACUCUGAGAAAGAGGAAGAUGUAUGAAGAAUUCCUUACUAAAGUGUCUAUUUUAGAGUCUCUGGACAAGUGGGAGCGUCUCACAGUGGCUGAUGCAUUGGAGCCUGUCCAGUUUGAAGAUGGACAGAAGAUCGUGGUGCAGGGAGAACCAGGGGACGAGUUCUUCAUUAUUUUAGAGGGCACGGCUGCUGUGCUGCAGCGUCGGUCAGAAAACGAAGAGUUUGUUGAAGUGGGACGGCUGGGGCCUUCUGAUUAUUUCGGUGAAAUUGCCCUGUUGAUGAAUCGUCCUCGGGCCGCCACAGUGGUUGCGCGUGGCCCUUUGAAGUGUGUUAAGCUGGACCGCCCCCGGUUUGAACGUGUCCUUGGCCCAUGCUCUGAUAUCCUCAAGCGAAACAUCCAGCAGUACAACAGCUUUGUGUCUCUGUCCGUCUGAGAUCUGCCUCCUGUGCCUCUCUUCUCCCCAGUCCAUGCUUCACUCAUGCAGACUGCUCUCUCCCUAUCUGCAGCGCCACGUGGCCACUGGCUUCACAGCUUCUUGUCUCUUUAUACUAAAAGCUGCUUUAUUGCACCAUUUUUUUUCAUUUGGAGCAUUGACUGGAUGCUCAACCACAAAUAAAUAGAGAGUUCUAUGGACUUGGCUGUUACCGCUUCUCUCUGUGCAGUGCUAGUGUUCAACCUGGGCAGCAAGUGCCAUACUUUUUGGUGAGGGCGGUCCUGCACCAGUGAAUUACUGUAAUGAUGUAAUAACAGUGCAGGGGGUUUUAAGUGACACAGAUUUCCAUUUCCAUAUGACACAAGUGACAUAUUUAGACUGUGGCCAUGUUUGCCGUAUUUCUUUAUAGAAUAAAUGAUUUUAACUUUUAAGGAUUAGAAGAAUGGAUAUAGAAAAAUUCUAGUACAGUAGAAAGAGAUCUGCUUGUAAUUCAGCUAGUUUAAGUGUGGGAAAUGCCCAUGUUUUGCUAAUUACCAGACAGAUACAACUAGUUCAGCCCCCUCAGCCUGGUUUUGUUUGUACAUUGCUAGUGUUUCUUCUCCAACCCUGAAUUAUUUUGGUGUGGCUAUCUAUAUCUGCCUUUUAAGUUUGAAAUCAAGUUGUAGAUGGCCAGUACUGGGUGGUGACUUAAUUAACAUCUGUCUCAGCUCACAGGUUCUAAUGAUAACUAAUCCAGCUGGUGCCAAAUACUGAUCAGGAGAUGCAGAACUGUGAGUGAGAAUUUGAGGUCUGCACUUUGUUAACUGCCGUUAACUAGUGUGAUCUGCCCUCGGUUAUUGAUUCUAGGAGAUUGGGUUUACGGAGAAUAGACAGAGACAGAACAAGCUCCAAAGAAGGAAAUGGAGGCAGUGUUGCUGAAGGUGGUUGGGGUCUGGUGUCCAGAGACAGGAAGCUUUGUUCUUCAGUUGUCUCUUCCCGGUUUAUGUUAGCGAGGGUGGAUAGGAUGUGGUCUGAAAGGCCAUCCUGCUGAAAGUCCUACCUUUUCCUGUCUAACCUUGAAUUUCUCUGGUAAACUUUAUUGAUUUCUGUUUGUGUGUGUGUUUAUGUUUCUUUUCUUUUUCUUUUUUUUUUUUUAGUAAAUUUGUGUUUGAGUCUUAACUGUAUUUCAGUAUUUUCCAGCCUUAUGUGUUAUUAUUCCAAUGAUGACCCAACAGUUUAUUUUUAUUACUGUUAUUUUUUAAACAAAAUUUCACAGUUCCUAACUAGGCAUGUUGUGGUUUAUGUACAAUGUAAGGUUCUAUUUGGGAGUGCCUGCAAGCAUUUUCCAUGUGUGUGUAAGUGGUUCUGAUUAAUAAUCUCCUCCUACCCUUUCCCAGUUAACUUCAAUUGGUUAUGACAGAUUUUUUUUCUUGAUGGGUUGAAAUGCUUUUAGGUUGUUACUAACUUGGGAAAGGAAUUUCAUUUAGGUUUUAGUGUGGGGUAGAAAGCUACCUUGUUGCUAUUUCUAAAACUCCCAUAAUCUAUAUUAAAUGAGGGUUUUCUGUACUUUGUGUUUGGCUAUCUUUUUUAUAUUUAAAAAAUAAAAAUUAUGUUAUUAGAUUAAAGCUUAAUUUGAUAUUUGUUUAAAUGCCAAAAAUGUACUUACGUGAAUGAUGUAGAAUGCCACAAGAUGCAUUUUUGUGUGUAUAUAUCCCUUUGUUGUUGUAUACUGAGGUACACGCUCUGCUUUCCAGAGAGCUCUACUCAAUGCUAGCUUGCUGGUUACUUCCUUUUGUAGGUUUUACUCUUAGACUUCUCAAGUCUAAAUUUAAAAAUUACCACAUUUCAAGCUUUAUCUUUGUGCAAUUUAAAUAUCAGUCAGAAGUUAUGGUUGGCAUACUGUGUCUUUGUGGACUCUAGGCACCAUCAUCUCUGGAUGGGUGGAUGAAUUCAGAUCUACUGAGAAAGUGGAGAUGGCCAAAGGGACAGUUGCUGUUUCCUGGAUACUAGUUUGAUAUACCGUGUGCUAACCUAAUACAUGCUCUUCUUUUGUUACAGACUGUCUCAAUGGUAGGUCACAGAAUAAAAAAGAUUAAAUAAUUUAAA